Sphaerulina musiva SO2202 is the source of this 621-nucleotide messenger RNA. RefSeq names its product UPF0157-domain-containing protein. The transcript has a single exon. The record is from RefSeq and is a predicted model, not a curated record. NCBI's taxonomy places the organism in Eukaryota, Fungi, Ascomycota, Dothideomycetes, Mycosphaerellales, Mycosphaerellaceae. The coding region runs from base 1 to 621 and encodes 206 amino acids.
AUGCCACUUUCCGUGCAAGAUAUCAUCAGCGCCCAGCCAAUCGAUGCUAAACUCGUCGAAAGAAUAGCCCAUCGUAACAAGGAAUACAAGGUGGCCAUCGUGGUGCCCAAUCCUCUCUGGUCUCAACGCUUCCUCGAAGCGAAAUCUCGCAUCGAGUCUGCCCUCGGCUCGACCGCUUCUGCCGUCCACCAUGUAGGCUCCACUAGUGUCCCCGGGCUUCCAGCAAAAGACAUUAUCGACAUCGAUCUCGUGGUCAGAGACAUCCACGACGAGACCUCUUAUGUUCCAGCUCUCGAAAAGUCAAAUUUCAGAUUUCUCCUCCGCGAACCUGCAUGGCAUCAACAUCGCUUCUUCGUCGAUGAAGGAGACAGACCAGGAGGAUUCCUGGUCAAUCUUCAUGUUUUUGGGCCCGAUUGUGCUGAAGUCGAGAGACAUAAGAUUUUUCGCGAUUGGUUGAGACAGCAUCCGGAGGACUCGGAGCUGUAUGCGAGGGUGAAACGGGAGAGUGCGGAGGCGUGUGGGGUGGCCGGGGAAACUAUGCAGGAGUAUACAGAUCGGAAAGAUAGUACGAUUGAGGAGAUUAGGAAUCGGGCCUUUAGGGAUUUGGGCUAUCUCAAAUGA